AUGUCGCUGGCGCUCAAGGCCCGGCAGAAGGCGAGGCGCAAGGGCGGCGCCAAGGAGCGGGUUUUCGGCUGCGACCUCCUCGAGCAUCUCCAGCAGUCGGGGCAGGACGUGCCCCAGGUGCUGAGGAGCUGCACCGAGUUCGUGGAGCAGCACGGGGUGGUGGACGGCAUCUACCGGCUGUCGGGCGUCUCCUCCAACAUCCAGCGGCUGCGGCAAGAGUUCGACAGCGACCGCUGCCCCGACCUGCACCGGGACGUCUACCUGCAGGACAUCCACUGCGUCAGCUCGCUCUGCAAGGCGUAUUUCCGCGAGCUGCCCAACCCGCUCCUCACCUACCAGCUCUACGACAAAUUCGCCGACGCGGUGGCCAUCCAGAUGGAGGAGGCGCGCCUGGUGAAGAUCAAGGAGGUGCUGAAGGAGCUGCCGGCACCCCACUAUAGGACCCUGGAGUUCCUGAUGAGGCACCUCCUGCACAUGGCGUCCUACAGCUCCCAGACCAACAUGCACGCCAGGAACCUGGCCAUCGUCUGGGCCCCCAACCUGCUGCGGUCGAAGGACAUCGAGGUGACGGGGUUCAACGGCACGGCGGCCUUCAUGGAGGUGCGCGUCCAGUCCAUCGUGGUGGAGUUCAUCCUCACCCACGUGGAGCAGCUCUUCGGGGACGCCCCCCUCUGCGGCGGCGAGGCGGCGCGGCGCUCCCGGCUGCUCCCCGGGGACGGGCAGGCCCCCUACCACGUCCCGGCCGUGCUCAGCCAGGGCGACGGCCCCCCCCCGAUCCGGCCCUACCACACCAUCAUCGAGCUCAGCGAGCACAGGAGGAAGGGGUCCCUCAAGGCCAAGAAGUGGAAAUCCAUCUUCAACCUGGGCCGCUCCAGCCACGAGGCCAAGCGCAAACUGGUGAAGGCGGAGGAGAAAGAGGACAAGUGCGGGAAGCUGAGCCUGCGGCCGGCCAAGAGCAUGGACUCGCUCAGCUCCGUGCCCUUCAGCAGCGAGGACGACCCCCGGCUCAGCGCCACGCGCUCGGUGAAGCAGCCGCCGCAGCGCAGGGAGAGCUUCGACACCUGCCCCUCGCCGGUGCCGGCAGAGCCCUUCCCCGCGCUGGAGGAGAGCCCCGAGGAGAAGCUGAAGGCGCAGGAGGAGCUGCGGGGCCCCGAGUCGGAGGGCGAGAGCGGCGCCAAGUCGGAGCCCACCACCCCCAAGCCGGGCCGGGCGGCGCUGGUGGGGGCCGGCGGGGGCCGCUCGCCCGCGGCCACCCGCAACCGCGCCGAGAAGUGCGCGGGGGUCCACAUCUCCGGCCCCUUCUCCGUCACCGUCCCCUUCCACAUCACCUCCAACCUCUCCCGCCUGACGCGGGGGCAGCCGUGCCCGGCGCUGGCCCAGCUGGGCUCCGCCAGCCCCCCGCCGCCCGCCCGCCGCAGCGCCGGGGAGCCCGCGGCGCCCGAAAUCCCCGCGGGGGAGGCGAAGGCGGCGGAGGAGACGCGGCUGUCGCUGGAGCUGCGCGACUCCUUCGCCUUCCUGGACAGCCAGGACACGUGGCUGGAGCACGGCGGGGACGGGGACCCCGCGGUGAGGGCCCUGCCGGGGGGCAGCGGGCUCGAGGACGGCGACGGGUUCCUGGCCCUGGAGGAGGGCAUGGAGGGCGGCUUCAUGAACCCCGGGGGGCCCCCCCCCCGGCCCCCCCCGCCCCCCCCCCCCAUCGAGGAGUGCAUGGACGAGGAGAUGUUCUACAUGGCGCCCAGCGGCUCCGACGCCGAGGAUGCGGCGGGGGACACCGACUCGGACGACAUGUUCCUCAGCGCCCACGACGAGCUCAGCCCGCUGGCGGCCGAGCCCGAGCCCCCCGCCCCCCAGGGUGGGCACAGCCCCCCGGGGAUGCGGGACAGGUCCCCAUCGCCGGGGGCGCCGGGCGAAGCAGCUCCGGGUGCCGGGGAGCACGCAGGAGCCCCCGCCGGGGACGCGGAGGAGGGGGGGGGCUCAGGGGCCAGCACCGAGGCUUGGGGUCCCCCCCCGGGGAGCGUCCCCAUCGCCGCCACCCUGCAGCUGGGGGCUGCUCCCCAGGCUGACCCCGACCCCGAGCCCCCCGGGCCGUCCCCCGGCGGGGCCGUGCUGCGGCGGGACGGCAGCGCCCCGGUGCGCCUGGCCUCCCGCCUCGUGCGGGUGCAGCAGGCCCGCUCCGUCCCGGUCGUGCCGCCCAAGCCCCAGUUCGCCGUCGUCCCCCCGGCCCUGAGGCCCAGGACGCUCCCGGCCAACG
Oxyura jamaicensis (ruddy duck) is the source of this 2251-nucleotide messenger RNA. RefSeq names its product rho GTPase-activating protein 30-like. Gene Ontology annotation, biological process: small GTPase-mediated signal transduction. The record is from RefSeq and is a predicted model, not a curated record. Lineage: Eukaryota; Metazoa; Chordata; Aves; Anseriformes; Anatidae. Gene Ontology annotation, molecular function: GTPase activator activity.